AUGGAUUUCAAACUAAAGUUAAUUUUCCAACUGGUGAUAUAUCUAUCAUGGCACCAAUUGCCUUGCACAGGUAUUGGCGAGAGAAUUGUGGGUGGCACCUCGGUCACAGAGAAGAAAUACACCUAUUUUGUGCGUUUGUAUUACCAAGAUGUAUUCUUGUGUGGUGGAUCGUUGGUGCGGAAUAAUGCGGUGGUCACAGCAGCUCACUGUGUCAGCGACGCUAACGUUAACGAAUUGCGAGUACACGCGGACACCAUUAGUUUAAGGGAUGAAGGAAUUGUGAGAAAAGUUAAACAUGUGGUGAUCUCGAAUUUAUACAAUGAACGCACCUCGAACUACGAUGUUGCAGUGUUAAUACUCGUCUCUGCCGUACCAAAUACUAGUUUCACAGCAAUUCAAUUGCAAAAGACUGCAGUGACUGCUGGUACGAAAUGUGUGGUUAUUGGUCAUGGGAGCACAAAGGAAAGUGAAUAUAAUCCGGUACAACUACAAGAAGUUCGGAUACCGGUGUUGAGUCGUACCGCUUGCCAACGUAGAUACGCAGGUGUUGCACGCAUUACGCGGUAUAUGCUGUGUGCAUGGGAGUUGGGAAAAGAUUCAUGUGCAGGUGAUUCCGGUGGACCAAUGGUGUGUAAGGGACAGCUAGCUGGUAUUGUAUCCUGGGGUUUUGAAUGUGCAGAUUCCAGAUUUCCAGGCGUUUAUACCGAUAUCAGCAGGGUUUAUACUUUUAUUGAAAGAACGCUUGAGCGGUUUAAGUGAAUUUUAGUAGUUUUUUAAGUAUCGAAUUAUCGAGUAUUUGAAGUGAAUCACCAAUAACGAUGAAGUAAAUCUAUGAAAAAUGCACACAUCAUAACACAAAUGUAAAAUAAAAGA
This is a messenger RNA of Bactrocera latifrons, 873 nucleotides long. Its product is annotated as trypsin alpha-3-like. NCBI's taxonomy places the organism in Eukaryota, Metazoa, Arthropoda, Insecta, Diptera, Tephritidae. Gene Ontology annotation, biological process: proteolysis. Bases 1 to 759 code for a protein of 252 amino acids. The record is from RefSeq and is a predicted model, not a curated record. The transcript has a single exon. Gene Ontology annotation, molecular function: serine-type endopeptidase activity.